This is a messenger RNA of Acromyrmex echinatior (Panamanian leafcutter ant), 3517 nucleotides long. Its product is annotated as kin of IRRE-like protein 3. Gene Ontology annotation, cellular component: cell-cell junction; plasma membrane. The record is from RefSeq and is a predicted model, not a curated record. Lineage: Eukaryota; Metazoa; Arthropoda; Insecta; Hymenoptera; Formicidae. Gene Ontology annotation, biological process: cell-cell adhesion. Gene Ontology annotation, molecular function: cell adhesion molecule binding.
UUCGCCCGCGCAGCUUCCUCGUUUGUUUCUCCCUCGCCAUCCAUCCGACUGGUCCGUGCAUCGUCCGCGUGUAAUUUCAUUUCGUCACGAUCAACGCGUGGAAUCGAGUAACGGCCAAUUAUUCAGCUUCUCGCGCGAACACUUCCGCGAAAUAUUCGCAAGUGGAAGAGGGGUCCACGUGACAGUUGCGAGAAGAACGCGGGACCGUCGUCGAUCAAGAGUGACAACGACGUCGUCAGAUCUUUGCUCGAGGAGACAGGAUCGUUUGAUGUAGAGCGACGAGGACGAUGACGAGGACGACACGUCGAUUUUUACUGCUGCUGCUGCUGGUAGGGGUUUGCCAUGGCAUCCAGCAGUUUGAAGAAACACCACAAUACACCGAGGUCAAUCCUGGCCAGGACGCGAAGCUGGUGUGUCGAGUCCUCGGAAAGAGAGGGCAGUGCAUUUGGCAGAAGGAUCAAAAGCCAAUAGGUAUGCAUUUGAAAAAGUACGAGUGGGUGGGCUCGCCUGACAUCGGUGACUGUUCGUUAUGGGUCAGAUCAGCCACGUUAGAAUUCGAUGACGGACUUUGGCAAUGCCAAGUAACCGCCAGUGAUUUCACUACGCAGGACGCGUUAGCAUCCGAACCAGCAAGGCUGGUCGUCAGAGUCAGCCCUCAGCGACCGCAGAUAGAGUACGCCGACCGUCUAAUUCUCCCCGGCAGCAACGUGACAGCCCGAGCAGGUGAGAUCGCUACGCUCACUUGCAGAGCGCGGUAUGGGAAUCCUUCGCCUCUAAUUAAAUGGUACGUGGGCGAGACUGAGAUGAGGACGUUGCGGCCCCAGGUAAACUCAACUGAGAUAGAUAAUCCGCGCACUUGGGCAACCUACAGCGUUUGCGAGAUUCUGGCCGAGCGAUCACGUUACGGGCAGCCGAUCAGAUGCGUCGCUAUUCAUCCGGCGUAUGCCAAUCCCACCAUGUCGUCCAGCACCGAAGUGAGAUUCGACGUGCGCUACGCGCCGGAGACGAGAUUAGUCGGCGUCCCAACUGGCCAGCUCGAGGAGGGCCGCGAUCAGUUGGAAAUCCGAUGUCUCGCUGACGCUAAUCCGCCAGCUUCGAUUCUCUGGAGGAAAACCAAGAGUCCUGGGGUGACAGAAGUGGCUAGCAUCGGAGAAACCCUCAUGUUCUCCCCAAUUUACAGAAAUCACGCCGCUGUUUACCUCUGUGAGGCGUCAAACAUCGAAGGCGAGAGCAGUCCGGUCUCAGUACAGGUUUCCGUAAACUAUCCACCAACAAUCAGCGCAGUUGGACCGGAUCGAUUAACAACUGCGUUGUUAUAUUCUGGUGCAUCCUUCGAAUGUCAUGCUGAUGCGAUGCCGCCAGCCGAGUACAGAUGGGCACAGAUAUUCACGGACGGCCGCAUGCCAUUGGAAUGCGGAACGGGGCAGCGAUUGAUCCUGACGAACGUGACGUAUGAGCAACAGGGUCAAUACAUAUGUCUCGCCUCCAACAAGAUCAAUGGCAACGUCAGGGAAGUUAAAAGCGACCCUGUGUCCCUGCAAGUGGUCGGAGCUCCACGGGUGGUGAAGCCGACCAUCACAGAGAAGUUUGUCGUUGUGACGACGGAGGGUAACCCGGCUAGAUUAGAGAUCAGACUGUGCUCCGACCCGAAGCCGCGGCUCGUAGCCUGGGAAUGGGGCAGCACCAGACUGCACGCCGGUGAGGUUCUGGAACCGCGCUAUCGUGCGCUUGAUCUGGAGCCGUUGCCUUCAGAAGAUUGUUAUAUAGCGAUCUUAGAGUUGACAAGUACAGUGAAAGAGGAUCAAAGGCUGUAUCAUGUUAUCGUGGAGAACGAUCGUGGCAGUGACAGACGAGCACUCAUGCUGAAAGUCGAUGAGCCCGGCCAGAUCCCGCUUGUUAUCGGCGCGGUGGCCGGAUUCACGGUGCUCUCGGUACUGAUAAUGGGAUUCGUUUGUUUCCUACGUUCGGAUAGAUGCUGCGUAGCCAGAAACACAGUACCGGCACUGCAGCAAGUGCAUUGUACAAAGGCUUCCAACGCUAUGAUAGAGGAUCCACGCUUGGCAGUGGAUACGAUGGAUCGUACGAGUCAGCAAUUUGUCCCGGAGAAACGAGCCAAUCACGUUUUGAAGCCCGUCCCGUCGCAGCAAUACCAGCAGGAGUGUUAUCAGCACGACCCGCAACACCAACAGCAACAUUAUCAGAGGCAUCAUCAUCAUGGGCAGCCUCAUGGACAAUAUACGUUGCAGAAAGGAGUAUAUUCUCUGCAGCCGCGCGUCCUGCGGGAUUCAAGAACGUAAGACUGAACUCGACCGAGAUCGCCGAAUUUACGCUCGCAGCUCUUAAUGACGAACGACCGAUCGCGCACCGAGAUCAUCCAAUCGUUUCGGAAACUUAUAAGAGAAUAGCUGUAAUUUAAUCAUUGUUGCGCGAAACUCGUUACAGCCAUACAUUAUCCCAUCCUGUCACUAAAAAUUGUAGGCGCGAUUAGCAAAUAUCAAUAUUACAGACGUAAUUCUUUCUUUUUCCCCUUUUUUUCAUCCAACUGUUGACGUCGUAUGCUCGAAACGACGAUAAGCAUUGUGAAUGAAAUAAUUAAUUGUUACGCGAAACUCGUUACUGCUAUAAAUUAUUCCACCCUGCCACUAAAAAUUGUAGGUUGCGCGAUUAGCAAAUAUCAAUACUGCAGAUAUAAUACUUUCUUUUUUUUUCCUUCUUUUAUCCGAUCGUUGACAUCGUAUGCUUGAAACGCUGAUAAGCAUUGUAAACGAACCAUCGAAGACCAUAUUUGAAGAGUGUUUGUAUCAUAGAUACUAUUAGUAAUCGAAACUAUGCUCAUUACGAUUUAAUAACGAUAUGUUGCUAUUCUAUUGAACACUAAGUACAUAUGUACAUACGCAUAUACAUACGUAUACCUGUUUAGAUCACGAUCUAACAUACGAAUCGACGUCCAAUUAAUGAAAGUUUUGACGUUAACAGCGAUGUGUAAUCGCCCACGUACGUUUGCGAUAAUUACUACGAUGCGCUUCUACGUCGCUGUUGCAAAGGGUAGUUUGAACAAAGCCGACAACCGACAGUGAUUCGAUUCACAGUUGUAUAGUAGCCAUAUACGAAUAAUUUAUCGGUUCAAUAGAGACUCUCAGAAAAAUGGGAAUCAAGCUGUACAGAUCGUUUCAGGACGUGUCGACCAACGAGUGAGCAUGUCGGAAUUGCAUUUUGUAUGUACCCUGCACCUCACGAGAUUAUGUACAGAGAAACUUUCCCAUCGAUUACUUUCAUCUAACUCAAGUACGACGCACCAUAUUGUUUACCGUUACCUCGAUCAUCCUAUUAAGAUUAGCUAAUAUUAUAUCUCCUGUUAUCAUCGACAUUAAUUAAGUCUGAAGGCGAACACCAUCGACUUUGUAAUUGGAUUAACAAUAUGGGACUUCACUGUAUGGCGUACGAGAUAGUUUCAAGGAGUUGUGCCGAGUUCCCUUUCGUGUAUAAAGUUGUCAUCAUUAAAAAGUGAUCAUACAUA